Molecule: messenger RNA, 5736 nt
Organism: Silurus meridionalis
Lineage: Eukaryota; Metazoa; Chordata; Actinopteri; Siluriformes; Siluridae
Gene: ago1
Product: argonaute RISC component 1
Exons: 19
Coding region: 399-2975 (858 amino acids)
Molecular function (GO): protein binding; RNA binding
Source: RefSeq, a predicted model, not a curated record
GGUGGUUCAUGGGGAAACUGCCUGCCUGCCUGUCUGUGUGUCUGUCUGUGUGUCGCUCAGCCGUUUUUUGUUGUUGUUCCUCUGGAGAGUGGUGUUUGAACGGUGAGCAGGAGCAUAAACAAACCGCUGAGGAAGGAGGAAAAAAGACGCACGGACAGAAGACGGAGGUCCGUCUGGAGAGGGAGCAAGCAGCCGGAGGGAAGCUAUUGUGUUCGGGGUCCGCGGAGGGCUCCGACUGGGGGAUUCACCCGGGAGCUGAGAGGGGAGGGGGUGGGGUAAAAAGGAGCCUCUAGGACGCCGAGGGAAGGAGCCUGAUAGUCGGACACGCUUUCCAGGCUCUCGCCGCCGUGGCGAUUGAACAGUUCAGAAGGAAGCCGCGGGGAGCCUGAGUGAAUGGGAUGGAGCCGGGACCAUCUGCAGCUGUGCCCAUGGGGCUGUACCCCCCGCCCCUGCAGCAAGUCUUCCAGGCUCCCCGGAGGCCGGGCAUGGGUACCGUUGGGAAGCCCAUCAAGCUGCUGGCCAACUACUUUGAGGUGGAGAUCCCCAAGAUGGACGUCUACCACUACGAGGUGGACAUCAAACCCGACAAGUGUCCUCGUCGAGUCAACAGGGAAGUCGUGGAGUACAUGGUACAGCAUUUUAAACCGCAGCUCUUCGGGGACCGCAAGCCGGUGUACGAUGGCAAGAAGAACAUCUACACAGUUUUGGCCCUUCCUAUAGGAAGCGAGAAGGUGGACUUUGAGGUGACCAUUCCGGGUGAAGGGAAAGACCGGAUCUUUAAGGUGUCCAUCCGCUGGCUGGCGAAGGUGUCAUGGCGGCUUCUGCAGGAGACGCUGGUGAGCGGGAGGCUCCAGGUUCCUCUGGAUUCAGUCCAGGCUCUGGAUGUGGCCAUGAGACACCUGGCUUCUAUGAGAUACACUCCAGUGGGUCGCUCCUUCUUCUCCCCACCUGAAGGCUACUACCAUCCCCUGGGAGGAGGACGAGAGGUCUGGUUCGGGUUUCAUCAGUCCGUACGGCCGGCUAUGUGGAAGAUGAUGCUCAACAUUGACGUGUCAGCCACUGCGUUCUACAAAGCGCAACCGGUCAUCGAGUUCAUGUGUGAGGUCCUGGACAUCCGCAACAUUGACGAGCAGCCCAAGACCUUAACCGAUUCCCAAAGGGUUCGCUUCACCAAGGAGAUCAAAGGACUGAAGGUAGAAGUGACGCACUGCGGUCAGAUGAAGAGAAAGUAUCGAGUGUGUAACGUCACGCGCCGUCCCGCCAGUCACCAGACGUUUCCUCUGCAGCUCGAGAGUGGACAGACGGUGGAGUGUACAGUGGCGCAGUAUUUCAAACAGAAGUACAACCUGCAGCUGAAGUACCCUCAUCUGCCUUGUCUGCAAGUGGGCCAGGAGCAGAAACACACCUACCUGCCCCUGGAGGUGUGUAACAUCGUAGCAGGGCAGCGAUGCAUCAAGAAACUGACCGAUAAUCAGACGUCCACUAUGAUCAAAGCCACGGCUCGCUCCGCACCCGAUCGACAGGAGGAGAUCAGCAGAUUGAUGAAGAACGCUAAUUUUAAUCUGGACCCCUACAUCCAAGAGUUUGGGAUCAAGGUGCGAGACGACAUGGCGGAAGUGACGGGCCGAGUUCUUCCUGCUCCCAUUCUACAGUAUGGAGGCCGGAACCGCGCUAUCGCUACUCCCAACCAGGGAGUGUGGGACAUGCGAGGGAAACAGUUCUACAACGGCAUCGAGAUCAAAGUGUGGGCCAUCGCCUGCUUCGCCCCGCAGAAACAGUGUCGUGAAGAAGUGCUCAAGAACUUCACAGAUCAGCUGCGCAAGAUCUCGAAGGACGCCGGGAUGCCCAUCCAGGGCCAGCCGUGUUUCUGUAAGUACGCACAAGGAGCCGACAGCGUGGAGCCCAUGUUCAGGCACCUUAAGAACACCUACUCCGGCCUGCAGCUCAUCAUCGUCAUCCUGCCCGGGAAAACACCUGUUUAUGCGGAGGUAAAGCGUGUAGGAGACACUCUUUUAGGAAUGGCCACUCAGUGCGUGCAGGUGAAGAACGUGGUCAAGACGUCACCGCAGACGCUCUCCAACCUCUGUCUAAAGAUCAACGUCAAACUCGGCGGCAUCAACAACAUCCUGGUACCACAUCAACGGUCCGCAGUGUUCCAGCAGCCCGUCAUCUUUUUGGGUGCAGACGUAACACACCCACCAGCCGGAGACGGGAAAAAGCCCUCCAUUACUGCAGUCGUGGGCAGUAUGGACGCCCACCCCAGCCGAUACUGUGCCACUGUGCGGGUACAGAGGCCGCGGCAGGAGAUCAUCGAGGAUCUCUCCUACAUGGUUCGUGAGCUCCUCAUCCAGUUCUACAAGUCCACACGCUUCAAGCCCACCCGGAUCAUCUUCUACAGGGACGGCGUUCCCGAAGGCCAGCUACCACAGAUUCUGCACUACGAGCUGCUAGCCAUCCGGGACGCCUGCAUCAAGCUGGAGAAGGAUUACCAACCCGGCAUCACCUACAUCGUCGUGCAGAAGCGCCACCACACUCGGCUGUUCUGUGCAGACAAGUCAGAGAGGAUUGGAAAAAGUGGUAACAUUCCAGCAGGAACCACAGUCGACACCAGCAUCACUCACCCCUUCGAGUUCGAUUUCUACCUGUGCAGUCAUGCAGGAAUUCAGGGCACCAGUCGACCAUCACAUUACUACGUGCUGUGGGACGACAAUCGCUUUACCGCCGACGAACUCCAGAUUCUCACCUACCAGCUGUGCCAUACGUACGUACGCUGCACCCGCUCCGUCUCCAUCCCAGCACCGGCCUACUACGCCCGACUCGUGGCCUUCCGUGCACGCUACCACCUGGUGGACAAAGAGCACGACAGUGGCGAGGGAAGCCAUGUCUCAGGUCAGAGUAACGGUCGGGACCCCCAGGCUCUGGCCAAAGCGGUGCAGAUUCACCAUGAUACCCUGAGGACCAUGUACUUCGCCUAAGAGCCUCACCUCACCUCACACCAAGGUCGAUCGCGCACCACAAGCCUCGUCAGCUCCUCGCGCUCGAGCCAGUACACACUACAAAUCCGACGCACCUCAACAGAACUUGAUCCAGCAUCAUGCCCUCAUCUGGCAGGCCUGAGCCUCGUUUACCAUGUUUAUUCUUUUUUUGUUGUUGUUGUUUUUAAAGUGUAUUGUUGUUUACUACCUUCACACAGUAUACGUAUGUAUGUUCGUAUGCAAUACCAAGGAGAAGCAAAGGCACAAUUCACCUGAAGAUCUGACUGCCACUACGUACGACGCUUCAUCUCGCAUCAGUGUCGGAGGGAAAACAAGCGUCGACGUCUUUUUGUGUUGUUUUAAUUCUUGCUCCAUGGACACUUUUAUGUUUUUUAUUUUUUUGUCUUUUUUUUAUUUCGAGCAGCCUUGAAUGAAAAAUUUUAGCACUUAGAGUUAGCUUUUAGACACCGUGAGCUAAGCGGUUUCUCUCUUUGUCUCUCUCUCUCUCUCUCUCUCUCACUUUCUCUCUGUCCUUUGGACCGUAGCAAACCGUGGAUGCUGGAGACGCAUCGCUGUGCUAAGAGCUCUCGAGUGUAGCCGAUCGUAUGUAGACAUGCCUACGUAGUCAGGGGCGGCACUAGCAUAACUAUAGAUAGAGUGCUUUUUUAUGGAACUCCAAAGGGGUCAUAUGAUGUAUUUUUCUUCCCUGAAUCAUGCAGGCAUCUUAAGCUCCACUCCAUAGCAUAAGGCUGAAGUGGUAGCUCUUGAGUUAAAAAGCAGCAGUUCAACCUGACAUGAAUGUACACAAUUUCCAAUGUCGUUUAGCCCAACCAAAAAAAAGUCUGUUUCCUUCUCCAGUUUUGCACAGAUGCUCUGAGGCUAAUGGAGCUAAAAAAUAAGGAAAGCUAGUAGCCUCCGGAUUAGCAUUGGGCAAACUGCGUGUUAGACUGGUACAAAGUGAAGUUAUAUUCUGGGUUAAAAAGGAAAUUGUGGACAUUUCUUUUGGACGUGAUUUGGGGGUACAGUCCCCCCUGUGUCCAAAUGGGUUCCUGCUUGGUUUUCCAGUUUCCCCCUACUUUCCAAAAACAAUAGAAAAAAGGUUAAUUGGAUAUUUUAUGUCUCUGUGAUCGACUGAGUUAACAUCCAGGGUGUAUUCCUGCCUCGAACCAGCAUUCCCAGGAUAGAGUCCUUGAUCCACAGAACCAGGCUUAAGAUAAAUGGAUGUUUCUAGCAAUGUUCGUAUUUUAGUCAAAAUCUUGGUAUUACCCCAAAAAAUUUUACCACAUGACCUCUUUGGACAUCCAUAUUUUUUUUUUAUAAGUUCCUUCUAUGUGUGAGACACAGAAACCAGCAUUCUGAACUAGCCAAAUGUGAUGCCAACCAUUCAAGGAGGCUCUUAUCUUUUCAAAAACGUGCAUCUGUUCCAGACAGACUCGUCUGUAUGUGAGGAAACUGACCGUGCAAGCAUUCUGGCACUCUGUAGAUAAAUAACAGAGAGGCGAGAUCACACACACACACACACACACACACACACACACACACACACACAAACAAAUCUUUCUUCCUUUUCCACAAGAGCCUUCCAGCAUCUCUUUAACUGGUCUGUACACAAAAGCAAUACAAGAUCUUUCACAGCCGUCGUUAGAGCUCUCUGCUCACACUGCACAUUCCACAAUCUGAGAAGGACAUGACACACUUCCCCUCCUGCUUUCGCUUAUUCUCGCACUAACUUAAAGGACACAUGAACAUGUUCUUUUUUUUUUUUUUUUUUUGUGUGUAAUACCCACCAUGUAGCUACCCACCUCCUUCUCCUACGUCGAAACAUGAAAGCUCUGCCAUAGGCCGGGUCAUGCACAACCCACCAGUCUCAAAGCCCAAGUCGCAUCCUCCUCCCAUGGAGCAGCCACGAUACACUUGCAUGCACACACACACACACACACACACACACACACACACACACACACACACGUAUAUCUGCCUGGAUUUCUGCCAGAUGUGUACCAUGUACACAGGAAUUGAUGAAACAUUUUGCGUGUUUUUUUUUGGUUUUUGUUUUCUUCCCAUUCUUUCUUUACCCAUCCAUGUCAUUGUGGUUUCAUGUAUUGCAUGUUUAAAUUGUGACCGGAUCCUCAGUAACCACGUUCCCUUCGUUUCUAUGCCGUAAAUUGUUCUUAUUAAUUGUAAAUGCACUUGUCACCCCUCGGUUCCCACCAAAGGGGUCACUGUAAGGGGGGGUGGGGUGAGGGGUGUCUUCACUUUUACUUAUUUCAGCCUCAAAAAGCACCUCAAAUCGAAAUGGUAUUGCCUCACAAACGGUCCAUUGAAAUUCGAUCUCGGUUGUACAGGUUUACGUUUUGCAAUGAGUAUUAUGUUUCAGCCAAUAUCAACUCGAAAUGUAUUUAUAACUUGAUACGGCCUCCGGUGGCCAGAAUUGUGAGAGCUCCGAUCUGAUCCGAUCCGAUCCAGCAGUUUUAUAUCAUGAUGCAGUAGUCAAAUCACAAGUCAAAGGAGCCUCAAGUGUAGAGAGGGGAGCAACAAGCCCCUCAGACCCAAAGAGAAGGAACUGAAGAUUGAACUUGGACUCAAAAUAGCCUCACUGUAAAAGCAAUACAAAGCCACUGCAAAAGAACAGCCCUUAUCUUAGCACUUCCUAAUAGGCUGAUUUGGAAGUACAUGUGAACGAAGUUAUUUUGGCUCUGUAUGUAAUAAUGUUUGGGACGGUUAUUUUUUUAAUACUGAAAUAAAAGUUGUUUUUUAUGAA